AUCAUUUCAGGCAAAGUGAACAAGAAUAUCUGAGUCAUUACAUCAGGCACCUGUGUUAGGAAAUUGGGCUGCAAUAAUUCACCAUGGCUUAUGGCUUGCAAAGAAAGAAUGGAGUAGAAAAGCUUUUGCGGUGCAAUUGUUAUAAAGUACAGGAACCCUGGGAACUUGCACUACUCACACAGACGUGGUACACGAAACUAGCCAACAUCAAGUUGCCUUUCUUGGAAGAAAUUGCAUUUGGUAGCUGUGUACACCUCAAAAAAUGCAAAACCAUUAAGGAUGGUCUGCUCCCUUCAGCAGAAUCCAUCCAAUGUGAAAGGGAGUAUGAAAUGAAGCGCUUGAAUAACCUGAAGUGUCAGGAAAAUGCAGCUAAGAAAAUUCAAUUUUCCCUAAGGGAAAGGCCAAUUGGUUUGAGAAGACCUCUUCCACCUAAGUGACUGUCAUCUCAUAGUUGAAUCUGUUCUCUGUGGGUUUUGCAUCCAAAGAGGAUGAAGGACUCUGACCUUUCCCUGUGUGCAGUCGGAUGCAUUCAUCUGAAUGCCCCCUGGUGGAUGAGUCAGCUCCUGUGGGUUAUGGACAGCUCUUAGCCAACACCUCUUAGCUGACAGCUCUCAAAGAUCUGUUUUCCAGCUACGUAUUUGUACCGUUGUAUCACAGACAACAGCACUGUAAGUAGAUGAAAAUGUUGCUGGCAUUGAGUCACUUGUGCUAUUCAUUUUGAUUUUUGUAAAACUGCACCAAGGUAAGGAGAAACUCCUUGUCAGAGGCAUUGCCCCCUGCCCCCAAGAGACAUUAUUUUGAAGAAUAUUUUGAAUUUUCAUCUUUGAGACCCCCAAGGAGCUGCCAAAG
Molecule: messenger RNA, 849 nt
Organism: Capra hircus (goat)
Lineage: Eukaryota; Metazoa; Chordata; Mammalia; Artiodactyla; Bovidae
Gene: C6H4orf36
Product: chromosome 6 C4orf36 homolog
Exons: 3
Coding region: 84-437 (117 amino acids)
Source: RefSeq, a predicted model, not a curated record